AUGCAUUUAAUUCACUCUCUGACCACGCAUGCACAUAUUCAUUUAUAUAAUGCCUCUGGUUUAAUUUCUUUAUUUCUCUUUCUUUUUUUCUUUCUCUUUCUUUCUUUCUUUAUUUCUUUAUUAUCCUUUUUCGGAUUUUUCUUUGUCUUUCUUAAAUUUUUGCAUCCCCAUUUCUUCACAACUUCUGUCAUUUUCCCCUCCUCUCUCUCUUGUCGCUUUUUCCCUCCUCUCUCUUGUCUGUUCUUCCCUCCUCUCUCUCUCUCUUGUCGCUUCUUCCCUCCUCUCUCUUGUCACUUCUCUCCUCAUCUCUCUUGCCGCUUCGUCCCCCCUCUCUCUCUUGUCACUUCAUCCCUCCUCUCUCUUGUCACUUCUUCCCACCUCUCUCUUGUUGGUUCUUCCCUCCUCUCUCUUGUUGGUUCUUACCCCCUCUCUCGUGUCACUUCUUCCCUCCUCUCUCUUGUCGCUUCUUCCCUCCUCUCUCUUGCCGCUUUUUCCCUCCUCUCUCUUGUCACUCCUCCCACCUCUCUCUUGUUGGUUCUUCCCUCCUCUCUCUUGUCCUUCUUCCCCUCUCUCUCUUCUCCUUCUUCCCUCCUCUCUCUUGUUGGUUCUUACCCCCUCUCUCGUGUCACUUCUUCCCUCCUCUCUUGUCACUUCUUCCCUCCUCUCUCUUGUCACUUCCUUCCCUCUCUCUUGUUGGUUCUUAGCCCUCUCUCUUGUCACUUCUUCCCUCUCUCUUGUCCUUCUUCCUCCUCUCUCUUGUCACUUCUUCCCUCCUCUCUCUUGUCGGUUCUUACCCCCUCUCUCGUGUCACUUCUUCCUCCUCUCUCAUGUCCUUCUUCCCUCCUCUCUCUUGUCCACUUCUUCCCCUCCUCUCUCUUGUCACUUCUUCCCUCCUCUCUCUUCUCGCUUCUUCCCUCCUCUCUCUUGUUGGUUCUUACCCCCUCUCUCGUGUCACUUCUUCCCUCCUCUCUCUUGUCCUUCUUCCCUCCUCUCUCUUCUCGCUUCUUCCCUCCUCUCUCUUGUUUGUUCUUACCCCCUCUCUCGUGUCACUUCUUCCCUCCUCUCUCUUGUCACUUCUUCCCUCCUCUCUCUUGUCACUUCUUCCCUCCUCUCUCUUGUUGGUUCUUAGCCCCUCUCUCUUGUCACUUCUUCCCACCUCUCUCUUGUCACUUCUUCCCUCCUCUCUCUUGUCACUUCUUCCCUCCUCUCUCUUGUCGGUUCUUACCCCCUCUCUCGUGUCACUUCUUCCCUCCUCUCUCGUGUCACUUCUUCCCUCCUCUCUCUUGUCACUUCUUCCCUCCUCUCUCUUGUCACUUCUUCCCUCCUUUCUCUUUCCGUUUCUUUUUUUUUCCGCGUCUCUGUCUCUGA
Messenger RNA from Acanthosepion pharaonis, 1368 nucleotides. The record is from the annotation of a GenBank genome assembly. Lineage: Eukaryota; Metazoa; Mollusca; Cephalopoda; Sepiida; Sepiidae.